Messenger RNA from Hippocampus comes (tiger tail seahorse), 2929 nucleotides. RefSeq names its product dual specificity phosphatase 14 (gene dusp14). The transcript is spliced from 2 exons. The record is from RefSeq and is a predicted model, not a curated record. Gene Ontology annotation, molecular function: MAP kinase tyrosine/serine/threonine phosphatase activity. Bases 981 to 1643 code for a protein of 220 amino acids. Gene Ontology annotation, biological process: protein dephosphorylation. Lineage: Eukaryota; Metazoa; Chordata; Actinopteri; Syngnathiformes; Syngnathidae. Gene Ontology annotation, cellular component: cytoplasm.
ACAAUUAGGGUUUCAAAUAAGGGUUAGGUGUCAAAAUAGGGUUUCAAACUAGGUUUAAAAUUUCAAAGUAGGCUUUCAAACUAGGGGUGGUGUUUCAAAGUAGGAUUUCAAACGAGUUAGGGUUUCAAAGUAAGGUUUUAAACUAGGUUAAUGGUUUCAAACUAGCGUUAAGGUUUCAAAAUGGGAUUUCAAACUAUUGUUAGGGUUUCAAAGUAGGGUUUUAAACUAAGGUUUUGGGUUUCAAACAGUCCGGUUUCCAACCCAGGGUCUUAAACUGUUUGAAAUUUGGAUUUUGAGAUCGCGUUCGAGUUUCAUUUGCAGGCUAAAUAUUUGUUUUUAUGCAGUAAGCCAACUUAGAAAUUCUCAAUAUUGUACACAGUUUGUGUAUCCUAUUUGAGCAUGCUUCAGUGGUAGAAACUAACAAAAGUACAAAUACUUUUUUUUUUUUUUUUGGACUGAAUUAGGUUUUUCUGAUGGAUGUGCUCCACUUGAGUAUGUUAGUAGUACAGACAUAUACAGUCGAAGUUUAGUCGGUUUUCUCUUUAUUUUUAUUGUCAAUUCUUGAUGGUAGCAACAAGAGAAGUCAACGCCCCCAAAAACCUGUAGUACUGAUCGUUUCCUCUGCGUGUCGCCGUUGUUCCCACUCACAUGGUCAAAAGGGGAGAAGGCGGACCGCGCUUUUGCGCGCCUUUACGUAGACUCUGUCGUCAUUUUGGCGUGUCGUGCAUUUCGCUUGUACCUCCCCCCUCCUCCCACCUCCUCUCCCCACUGCCUCCCACUCUUUCCCAUCCUAUCCUUGACGUGAUUUGGCUUUGGCGGACAGUGGACGCUGGGUGCCGAGCGCGGUGCGCUGAAGCGGGCGUUGCGUUGAAGAACAAACCGUCAUCGCUUCAUCUUCAUUCGGAUUGGAGUCUUGCUUCUCUACUAUGAUUUUGUGCUCCUGAGGGAUUCUCCUGUAAUACGUCUUGUCAUCUUCAUCCAUGGGCUCCCGCAGCCAAGGCUUUUUCCCACACCACCACAGCAGCCACCACCACCACCAUCAUCAUCACCAUCACCAUCGUAGCUCCUCCUUGGCACCCCCGCCAUCGGCGGCGGCGGUGCCCCGGCUAUUGUCCGAGGGCGGCAUGGCCCAAAUUACGCCGGGCCUGUUCCUGAGCCGCGGCAACGUGGCAUCCAACCGUGGCUUGCUCCUGUCCAAGGGCAUCACGUGCGUGGUCAACGCCACGCUGGAGCUGCCCAACUUCAACUGGCCGCAUGUGGAGUACGUGAAAGUGCCACUGGCCGAUGCGCCGCACUCACCCAUUUCGCUGUACUUCGACGGUGUCGCCGAUAAGAUUCAUAGCGUGGGCCGCAAGCGGGGCGUCGUCCUGGUACACUGCGCAGCCGGUGUGAGCCGUUCCGCCUCGCUGUGCCUGGCCUACCUCAUGAAGUACCACCGUGUAUCGUUGGCCGACGCCCACGCCUGGGUCAAGGCCCGUCGCCCCGUCAUCCGGCCCAAUGGCGGAUUCUGGCGUCAGCUCAUUGAAUAUGAGCGCAAGCUCUUCGGAAGGAACUCGGUCAAGAUGGUGCAGACGCCCUACGGAGCCAUCCCUGACGUCUACCAGAGGGACCGCCACAGUCUGGCACCCUACUGGGGACUGUGAAUCCCUUGCCCCCACCCUCAAUGAAUUCUGGAGACAGGGGGAUGGACCACGGGUGCAGUCGGUCUCCUGGUGUUGACUGUCCUUGUCAUGAUGUCACGUGUACGGUAGCAGUUUUUGACAGCAGUGUACAGUGAACCACCCCGACCCCCUGAGUUGAAUUAGUUCCAUGUGCCUUGAUUUACAUGCAUCCUGGUUCGGCUCUCAGAUCAACUUUUCAGAUUGAAAUGAAUGGAAAUACCAUUAAUCUCUUCCAGCCACCCAUAAAACACCAACAAAUAUAGGGUCUUUUUUAUCAUUAUUAUUAUUAAAACUUUUAUUAUUAUAAGAUUCACACUAUGAUAUUGCACUUAUAAAAAUAUCAAAUAGACUAGACAAAACUAAACGGUUUGUGCAUCAUGACUUCAUGUUUCAAACGACAGGUGUCAAACUCAAGGCCUGGGUUGAGUUUGAUUCAGCCCGCCACCUGAUUUUGUGCUUCACAAAGCAAACCGAAAUUAGCCCAAUAAAUUACCAAAAUUGCUAAUUGUCUUCUCUUGACAAGUUAAUGAGAUGUCACACACAUCUGAAGCAUUUAAAACAGGAAACUAGCGUUGCUCAGAAAGCAACGCUAGUAUUAAGUUUGGUUGAGGAUAAAGAAUAGAUGCCUAUGACUGUUGUUAUAUUGUCUUUCUACAUUUGUGUUCAAAUAGCCAUUGCUUCACCAGUUGUAACACUGCGACUUUGAAUGCUAAUUUUAUUAGCCACCCUAAAGCAUUUUGCAUUGUGUAUUAGCAUUAAGCGUGUGGAUCUUCAUGAGAAAAGAGUAAUUUUGAUGUUGUCUUGGUCUUAUGGUCGUUUUUACAGUACAUUUUUACACGGAGUGAUAAAAAAAUCAUCACGAAGACUCUUAUCUGCCAAACUGCUGCUCAUUAUAAAAUGUUCUGCUUGGAACUCAUGACACCUUGUUUUGGGGGGGAGAAAAAAAAACUCAUCCUUGGGGUCCCAUGUAAAUCAAGGUACCACUUAAUGCGUUUGUGCCCCCCAAAAACCACCACAAUCAUUUUGAAUAAAGAAAACUAGCAGUGGAUUGUCAAACAGAAAUAGAAAAAGAAUAGUGCUGUGUGUGCAGUAGCAUUUUACAAGAGCACCUUACAGUGGUAAAUCUACAUUUUAAACUAAUAUUGACUGCAUUGUAAAGCUUUUGGGGAUUGGGCUCAGUCCCUAACCGGCGUGAAUAUCGGGUUCACUGUACACAAAUUAACUAAAUACAUAAGAGUAAAACUAAUUGUAUUUGUGUGUACUGUACA